AUGUCCAACAAAUGUUAUUACAAACAAUGGCUUCAAAUAAAGAAACAGUUAGAAGCAACCUUGCAUGAAGAUGAGCGAAUACAAGAGUUAGCAGUUGGAUUUGUAGGAGUAAAGCCACAAAGUACCGCUGUCGAAAUAGUGGCUAGAGCUUAUUGUCAAUAUUGUGAAUUAUACAAUAAAUUGUGUGAGUGUUACGAUCAAAUGGUACAAGUUCAAAGGAGACCGUUUAUAUGCAAUUUAAUAAAUGCAAUAACGUGCCGGAUCAUCGAAUUGAAAAGCACUUUGGAAGAAGUAGAAGUUUUUGAAUACACGUAUCCUGACAAUGCUCUACAACAAAUGCUUAUGGUUCCUCAGGAUAUUCAAAUACUUUGCCCAUUUCAUUAUCCAUUCGAAAUAAGACAAGAAGAAAUGCAGUACAUUGUAGACCAAGUUUUUGCGGGUAACCGAUUAGGAGAUCCAACGCCCUCGCCGUCCGAAAUUGAACGUCGUGAACAAGAAAAACUAGAAGAGGAAGAAAGAAUACGCGCUGAAAAAGAAGCUGAAGUUAAAAGAAAAUUGGCUAUGGGUGAAGAGAUUUCUGAUUCAGCAGAAUCUGUCGAACUGUCACCCCAAGAGUUAGAAAAAAUUAGAUUAGAACACGAAUAUAACAGUCAUAUAUGGAACAUUCAACGAAUGGAGCGGUCUAGAUGUACUGUUAGAGAAAAAACGCAUAUAUUUAACAAAAAUACUGAUUUAUAUCUUGAACUUGCUGGACUAAAAGCACCACCAGCAAGUGAAUACCUUAGAAAAAAAGCAGCAGCUCUAAUACAGAAAAUAUAUCGCCGAUUUCUAGAAAUUAAGCGCGAACAUAUGAAAGAAAACAAAAUAAAAUAUAAACUUGAUAUGAUAAUACCAUCUUGUCCAGAACCAUCUGCGAAAACUCAGUUAGAAAAAGUGAAAGAAGCACGUCGAAACUUUAGACAAAAGUACUAUAAAGCAUGGUUAAAACAGAAUUUAAAAGAACAAAGUCGUGUUUUUAAAUUAAGAGAAGGAGACGUCAUGGAAGAUAUAUCUGCAGAAAUUAGAGACUGGCUACAAACCUGGUAUGCAGAAGUACGUGUUUUUGAUGAAUUCCCUUACCCCGAAGAAGGAGGCUCUAUAUUAAUAGUUAAAGGAGAAACCUUUACAAUAGAAGAGUAUAUUGAGUGGCGUUUAGCAGAAGAAAAAAGGCUUAAAGCAAUGGAGGGGCAACAAAAAUCUAAAGAAGAAAUAAAAGCUGAAAGACUAGCUGCUCGUGAAGAAGAAAAGAGAUUAAAACUCGAAGCUAAACUAAGAGAAGAAAAACGUUUACUUGAUUAUAAAAAACAAAGGCUUAAUCCUGACAAUGAUCCUGGCAUAUAUUUUAAAAUCGGUAAAAAUAUUAUGCCUGUUCGAGAAAUGUGGAAUAAUUAUGAAAAUCAAUGGAAAUAUAUAGACAUUAAGGAUGCAUCGUUAGAUGUAAUAAAAGGACAUAUAAUGAAUAUCAUCACUGAAAAUGCAUAUCAAGAACUACAAUCCAAACUUCGUCCAAUUGUGGAUGAACUAAUGAGAAUUGAAUAUAAUAUGCUAAAGAAUGCUCUUAAAAUGGAUUGUGAGGUAACUCAGACAAAACCACCCUUAGUAAAGAAAAGAAAGAAACCAAAAAAAGUUAAGCCUCCUAAGCCUGAGAAAAUACCACCUGCUGUAAUGUUUCAAGCUUUAGUAGAUGAAGGUAUUAUAAGAAAAUAUCCCCGCACAACUCUUGAUGAUUUCUGGGGAGACCGAAAUUAUGCAGCCGCUGACACACGUGGAAUACUUUGGACACCAAAGUUUCCUCCACAUUGCUUGGGGGAUGUAAAAGAACAGGUAAGAAUUCGGUGUCUUCUAACUCUGGGUUCUUCCUGCCCAGAUGCUGUAAGAAAUCAACUUAUUGUUGGACCAAAAAACUCUGGCAAAAGUACAUUAGUAUAUGCCAUCGCAACUGAAACAAACUCCAUUCUCAUCGACUUAUCUCCGAUGAAUGUGUACAAUAAAUUUCCGGGGCCUAAAAAUUUAAAAACUAUGUUUGCCUACAUCAAUAAAAUAAGUAGAAUGAUGCAACCAACUAUAAUUUUCGUUGAGGACGCCGAUAAAAUAUUUUGUAAAACAGUUCCAAAAGAAGAAAAGGCGUUCGAUCCAAAGCGACUUCAGAAAGAUUUUUUCAAGGAAAUAAUUAAACCUAUAAACCCGAGUAAAGAUAAAAUUUUGGUAUUGGGUACAGCAGCAGAGCCGUGGUUGGCGAAAGGUCCUCUAAUGUACAAAGUAUUCCCUUCCUUGAUACUUAUGCCUAGAACUGACUACGGUAGUAUAUCGUACACUCUGACAAAAAUGCUAAUGCAAUAUCACGGUGUGGAUCGUGACUUCAACGUUCACAGUUUGGCUCAGGUUUUAAGAGGCUAUGACAUAAAUAGUAUCAAGGAAUCUAUACAAUCUCUAUUGAAUGGCAACCGCAUAGCGCAAUUACCAUACAAGCCUCUAGAGCCAAAGGAAGUAAUCAACGCGGUUUUAGAAAAUCCGAAUACAUUGUUCACCAAAACUGAAGACUAUGACAUGUACAAAGAGUGGUAUGAAUCCUACUCGCCAUGGGGCAGCAAGUACUUAGAUUAUCUAACUAUGUUAGAAUCUCAACUAAAUUACAAAUUAAAAGAGAAAAAGAAAUAA
Bicyclus anynana (squinting bush brown) is the source of this 2697-nucleotide messenger RNA. RefSeq names its product dynein regulatory complex protein 11-like. Bases 1 to 2697 code for a protein of 898 amino acids. NCBI's taxonomy places the organism in Eukaryota, Metazoa, Arthropoda, Insecta, Lepidoptera, Nymphalidae. Gene Ontology annotation, molecular function: ATP hydrolysis activity; ATP binding. The transcript has a single exon. The record is from RefSeq and is a predicted model, not a curated record.